UUAAACUGUGAUGCAAGGGAAAUGUGAUAUUUGUUUUCUGCAGUGCUUUAAGGGACUAUACUUUACUAUGAAAGCCUAUAUAUGAUCUACGGUUUUGAAAGCCGUAUGUCAUAUGUAAAUAGUGCUGACAAUGGUUAUGUGUUUAUGUGAUUCAUAUCAUUAGCACAUACCAUAUACCCUCCUAUCUUUGUUUCACAUUUAUCCUUGGAUGUCAAUGCAAACACAUGAUCGCAGUCUUUACAUUUUUCUCGCUGUUGAUGAUAAUUUAUUGUUGUAUAGUUUAAAAAAUUGAAAACUUUAUAACUUGAUACGCUCCUGUAUUGUGUAAUAUGUUUUGUGUAUUACAAUUAAUGAGGUGUCUGUUUUCUGAAUUGAAAAAAUGAAAUAUCUCUCGAUCAGUGUUCUUGAAAACUGCAACAAUAAUUACAUUUUUGUUGAUAAUUAAAACUUAAUUAGUUUAUCAUUCUCUCUGAUUUUAAUUCAACGCAGAACUUGACUAAUUUUCCUGCUUUCUGAACGUGAAGCAAUUAUUCCCCAUGACACUCACAGAUGUAGUCAUUAUCUUAUCAAGAAUGUAAGUUGGCAAAGGGUUGCGAACCAAUGUUGCUUUCAUUUAACUCAAAUAAUCACUCACACAUAACUGGAAAAGCUAUGAGUCCCAUCAUUUCAGUGAAUCCGUCCAAAAACAUGAAGCCUGCCUGAUACACUUAUCUCAUUAUUCAGACUCUUAUUAUCAGGCAAAGGGUCUCCUCCUUGUGGAACAAAAUGUCAUCAGGCCAGUUUCUAAAAGUGCUCCUUUACAAACAGACCUGUUAUCCAUCAUGUUAGUUAAAUCAAACUGUGAAACCCUAACCCCAUCUACAGUAGGACAUAUUUUUUAGACUGUUUAAAAAAUGUUACGACAAGCAAGGUUUUGCUUCAUUGAAAGAAUUCACAUAUUUUGUUGUUUUCCAUCUAAUUAGAUUUUUUUGUAUAUCAUGGAAGUUUCAUAAACUUAGUCCUCAUACAGAUCCUCAUUAAAUUGCCUUGGUUUAUGUUAUGUAUUGUAUCCAUAGAGUUGCUCUGACAUUUACUCUCUGGUGGAGCAUCAGAGAUCAUUUCUUUCAUCAUUUUUGAGAUGACUUUAAUUUCUGUUUGUAGAUUUUUCUUUCAUUUAUUUGAAACUCCUUUACUUUUAAUCCAUGACCUGAAGUGAAAAAUGGACCUAUGACGAAUGCAUGAAUCACCUCUCUAUGUCUCAAACAGCCAUGUGAGGAACCCCUUUCCUGUGCUGUCCAUUCUUAAAGGGAAGUGAAGACUUGCUUGUUCAGCACUUAGUUUUUUUCUUUUCAUGCAGACGCUACUGUCAGCACAUACACUUGCAGCAUGAACAACUCAACUGAGCUGUCUUCCUCAAAGGAAAUUGUCAUGGCCCCUGAGGAGUUUGACGGUGGGACAGCAGUGGCUUGUGUGAUCCUGGGCCUGUCCUUCCUGGUAGGAGUUCCGGGGAACCUGCUGGUGAUCUGGACUAUCCUGAGACACGUCAAGCAGCGUUCCCACACUGUGGUGCUCAUCCUGCACCUGGCUGCUGCAGACCUGCUGAUCCUCAUCACCCUGCCUCUGUGGAUCUACUCCCUGGCCCACCACUGGGUGUUUGGAGAAGCCUCCUGCAAAGCCAUGGUGUUCAUGAUCAACGCCUGUAUGUAUAGCAGCGUUUUCCUCAUUACCCUUAUGAGUGUGGAACGCUUUGUGGCCGUGCGCCACCCCUUUGCCUCGGCUGGCUGGAAAAGGAAAAAAGCUUUAAAUAAAGUUCUGCUAGCUCUGUGGACUGCAGCAUUUGUGUUCAGCAUACCAGUCAUCCCAACUCAGGUUGUAGGGAUGGAUGCUGGUGAGGAGCACUGUCUGUAUCGGUUUUAUACUUCUGUGACCCAGGAGCUGGUGUGUGUGCUGCUAGAAACACUGCUGGGCUACGUAUUACCCUUCACCAUCCUCGUGGUCUGCUAUGGCUGCCUGUGCAGCCGGAUUACUCAGAUGAGCUUCAAGUCUAAGCGCAAGUCCACAGUGCUGAUUGCCAGUGUAGUGGUUGUGUUUGCCAUUUGUUGGACGCCUCAUCACAUAGGAAAUGUCCUAUCACUCAUCAUCCUGGCCACUGAAAAGUCCCUCCCGGACUCAGCAAAGAGUCUGGAGAGCGUCAGGAGCACCAUGGUUUUCAUCGCUGGAGCCAUGGUCUUCAUCAGCAGCACUGUUAACCCCAUCCUCUACAUGUUUGCGGCUCGCUCCUUCAGGAGCUCCCUGCGUGACACCGGCAUCCAGAAGCUCUUCCUCCAUAUCUCCAGCACCUCCCCAGGUGAGGGCAAUAAAGAGUUGUACUUUGUGUCCAAGAGACAGAGCAAUCAGACGGACAGUUCUCAGUGUGUGUCUGAGUCAAAAGACCAAAUGGACAUUAAAUAAAAAUGUGUAAAAAUAAUCCGUCCUGAUAUUGAACAUGUAUGUAUUGUCUGUGCUGUGUGUAGAUAUUCAUGUGUAUACUGUAUGUAUUUUUAAAUGAAGGAAAUGGUGCCUGAAAUUAAACUCAUUUUGUGUGAAAUUACAACACAGAAAAACAA
Sander lucioperca (pikeperch) is the source of this 2585-nucleotide messenger RNA. RefSeq lists its product as uncharacterized. The transcript has a single exon. The coding region runs from base 1366 to 2430 and encodes 354 amino acids. Gene Ontology annotation, cellular component: membrane. The record is from RefSeq and is a predicted model, not a curated record. Gene Ontology annotation, biological process: G protein-coupled receptor signaling pathway. Lineage: Eukaryota; Metazoa; Chordata; Actinopteri; Perciformes; Percidae. Gene Ontology annotation, molecular function: G protein-coupled receptor activity.